AUGGACGUCGAUGGCCUUGCAGAUCAUGGCGCAGAUGGCGCCGCAGACGUCGAUGGCGCCAUGGGCGUCGAUGGCGCAGAUCGUGGCUCGCCGUUGCUCUUCCAGCUCGUCCCGUGGUCGCCGAUUGACCGACGCAGGCUCUGGUACCCGACGGUGAGGGAGGCAUCGUCGAUGGAGGGGCCUCUAAGAGGCUUCGCGAUCGCCCCGCUUCGCCGCUCGUUCGACGUGAUCUCACUACGACCUCGCGACGACGGCCCACGAUACCACUGUGAGGCCACGGCGACAGUAGCCGACAACGUCUUGGACAUUGAGCGCCCCCCGAAGAUUGUUUCAAGGGCUGCUGGCUCCAUGAUCGUGGGUGGCGACAGGAGGCGUCAUGGCGAGACCGUCGAGAUGAUUGCAAGCUGUCUCGUGCAUUGCGACCGCUGUGCGCUCCAACUGCUCAACGAAAGCAUCCGUAGAGAUGCCGCGUCGUUGCUGCUUUUCGUGGAGUUCUCAAGGUACGACGCUACGGAGCUCAACGUUGGACUGAAACGAUAUGAUGCGGACUCGGCUGUGCCACUCCUGGACGCUACAUCUAACACGGAGGCUCUCAUGGACAUAGCGCCCGACCUCGCCCUUAGCAAAGAGUUGGAGUCUGCGACACUCGCCAAGGAUGGCCAGACUCCGAAUCGAGCACACCUGUUUGGUUCAGAACAUGGUUGGGCCGCUCUGAUCAGUAUUAAGGAUGGCGAGCGCAGACGGCUCGUCAAUUUCUUCGGCCCCACGCUGACAUGGACCCAGGUUGUAGACCGCGGCACGGCUAAGUGUGCAAAGCAGGCGCUCAUCGAGACGUGCGGCACGUUCAUUGACGCGGACCAUUACGACACACGGCUACGAAUUGCAACCACAGAUGCCGCAUCAGCGAACUAUAUGACCGAGAGGGGCAUGAUGGCGGACCGCGAGAAUGGAUGGGUCAACAUGCACAUGCCGUGUAAUGUUCACAAGGUUGCGACAGGCCACACCAAAACAUACGACUUGGUAAAAGAUGACAUCACUGGAGCCAUACAACUAUCACUGUCAGUAUCAUCAGCAUCGGCCAUGAGCUCCUUCAGGCGCGCAUUCACCACCGUGGCUCGCAAACGAUUGGUGGUGGAGCGAGGGAGGCCAACUGCGUUGGACGAGGAGUAUCGGGAGACCAUGCUGAACCUCUUCCUGACCAAGGGGCAGAAGCACGGUGAGAAGGCGCACAUGGCCAAAACUAUUCUGAACGGCCCGUGGCAGAACCACUCCAAAUUCGUUGUGUACAUCGAUGGUGAAGGUCCAAUCCCAGCCAAGGUUCGAAGACAGGUGGAGAAGAAUGUUGUACGUUGUCUGAACUUUGUUUGCUUGGGGAAGUCAUUCAGCACCUACCCUCGUCAUCGCUGGACGGGCGCGGACGUUUCCAUUAAUGAGAUUGGUUUGGCUGCUUGCAUAUACGGGCUUCUUUUUCCAGCCUGCCAGUUGUUCGUGAAGUCUGCCGCGGGCCCGAGCGACGGUAUGCACGAAGGUGACCGCGCGGCUGACAGUCGGCCUGCCGACCGACGGCCCCGCGCUGGCGGCGGGCCGCGGUCGGCUUCCCCGGCGGGCGGCGAGGUGCCCAUGGGCGCCGCUGCAGCGCAGAAUGAGACGGACAAGAAGAAUACGUUGAAAUGGGUGGAGACGGAGCCUCUCCACAAGUUGAUGGCGAUUCGGGUCACGAUGGAGCCGUGGAGAGAGUUGAUGGAGGCAUACUUGUUCAGCGCAGGGGAAGAUUGGGAACUCCGUCAGAGAUGUGCGGAAGCAGCUCACCAGCUGGACCCGCAGACGUCGGACAGAAGGCAGUUCCGUUUGUCGACGUACGCUGGGCUGGUGUACGAGAAGGAGUUCUUCGAGGAUUUGGACAAGGCGUGGGACUCCAGAAUGUGGGACUUCAUCCCAUUGCAGUCUCGUACGUUUGCAUUUCGGUCAGUGUGUUUCAGGAUGUUGUCAAGGUCUGGUUGCUUGGUGAACCAUUAUCUUGUGAAGCCUGCGGACGAGUUCCCCGUUGCCCUCUUCGCCUUGAUCCUGGGUGUGGACUGCGCCAAACAGCUGCAGGACCAACCGCGCUGCUUGCGGAAUGUCUUCUCGGAUCAUAUUUUGGAAUCGUAUCCAGGAGACGCGCUAGGCAACGAGGAGUGCAUCGCGAAGUUGAUCACUGUGGCCCAGAUAACGCACGUGGAGAACGUUAAAUGCGAGCACGACCACUCAUCUUUCAAGAGGCACGUGGAUGCGCAGAGCGUCAACACGAACCGUGCGAAUUUCGAUUAUGUGAACGCGCAGGUCAUGUGCCAGAAGUUCAGGCAGCUCAUGGCGUCCAAGAAUAAGAAGCUGGAUGCCUCGACAGACAUUCUCGACGCGUGGGACGCGCAGCACGGGGCGGAUCGGCUUCGGAACCUCAUCGAGUUGGGCCCUACGCUGGCACCUUGCCAGCCUGCCCUGCAGCCGCUCCCCUCGAGCGGCUUGGAGACUUAUGAGGUCAUGUUCGACUUGUCCAAGAAGGCGAGUGACAUCGCUUCGUUUGUAAUGGGGAACAGGCGAAGCUCCAACUUGGGAUGCAUCCUGAAGCGCGACUGGGCCAAGAAGAAUCGGCUGAUAAAGCACGACGACCAGCCUCAGUGGAAAGAGCCUGAACGGAGGAGCGAGUGUAACAAGAAGUGCAGAGGGUAUGGCUACUGCGUGUGCUCGGAGGAUGGGAAGCUCGUGGCCAGCCUGCGAAAUUCUGUAAUAUCUGCCCUGAAGAGGAUAUGUCCACGAAAAUCUGCGAACGUGCAGCUGCUGAAGGAUGCGUGCUUGGUGCUGAGGCUGCAGGGCGUCAAGCCGCCCCAAUCAGCAUGGCUCGACUCUGCGCUCGCGGACGACGAUGGCGGCCCCCCUGAGCCUGAGUUCCACGAGUUGCUGCAGGAACCCGUGGACGGCGAGACCCCGUACGUCUGGCUGCGGGCGCCACGCAGGUAUUUCUACGGGUGGGCUUUGUUCUCAAACUUGGAUCGUUUAUGUUCGUGGACUUGCAGCUUGUAUCGGCUGGUGGAUACGUGCGAGCACACGGGGCUCUUCGAUGUUACGUUGGUCCCAGUGGAGGCAUUGCCAUUGCCCGACGGCGAGGUCGACGUGUGGCCC
Molecule: messenger RNA, 3156 nt
Organism: Prorocentrum cordatum
Lineage: Eukaryota; Dinophyceae; Prorocentrales; Prorocentraceae
Source: the annotation of a GenBank genome assembly